CGGAUAGUAUGGAAACUUCUAGCGUUGAAACUGAUAUACAAAAAACCUUUGAAAGGUUUACCUCCUAUAACGUUUCCAACGAGAGUAUCUGAGAAAUUCAAAGAAAAACUUAGGGCUUUGAAAGAUAUUCAAGGACAAACAACUCUAUUAAUUAAAAGUUCAAGUUUACCAAAGUUACCUAAUGAUAAAAAUAAUUCGACGAAUUAUUUCGAUGAUAACUCACGAAAAUUAGGUACAGAGAACAAUUUCAAUAUGAGAAGUGCUAGUUUUAAUGGUUCUCAUUUGUCCACAAAUUACGCUGACACAUAUUUUAGUCCCGAAACAAGAUUAAUGAUUAAUGAGCUAGAAAAACACGGCGAGGAAUUGGCAAAGGCUCAGGAUCAAAUAAAUAUGUUUUUACCAAGAGACGUAAUUAAUAAGUUGAAAAAAGAUAAGAGUUCUUUAAAUAAACAAAAGAUUGCUGAGGAAGAUGAAGAGUUUGAAUCAGAUGCUACUUCCGAUUAUUCUGAUGAUGAGGAAGAGGAUGUUCAAGGAAAGGUUUUAAAAGAACCAGAUUCUAUGUUAUUAAAUGAUCAAAAUAAGAUUGUUGAUGAUGAUCCGGAGAAAGCUUGGAAAGAUUUUGAUUGGAAUUCAAAUAUCGAUGUGACCACUAUGAAGUCACAAUCUUUAAGAAAUUCUUAUAGAGCCUCGGGUAGUUUCAUUAGAAAUUCUUAUCAUACAACAUUUAAAAAUGCUUCUUUGCAACAACUUUCUAGAUCAAAUUGUAAAAAUAUUAAUAUCCAACAAUGGAAGAAAGAACAUCAAGUGAAUUAUAAUAGUAGAAAAAUUUAUAAUUCUUCGAUUGGUAAUAAAAGUGAUUCUAGUAUUAGCGGUACUAACGGUAUCUUGAUUAAACAAGUUAAUCAUGUAAGAAAAGAUUAUUUUGAACCUGGAAUUGAAGAAUUUAAGCAACAAAGUGAAGAACACGCGUCCUCUUCAUCUCGGGAAGGAAGUGUUGAUUCACUAU
Funneliformis caledonium is the source of this 1006-nucleotide messenger RNA. Lineage: Eukaryota; Fungi; Glomeromycota; Glomeromycetes; Glomerales; Glomeraceae. The record is from the annotation of a GenBank genome assembly.